Messenger RNA from Haliaeetus leucocephalus (bald eagle), 4397 nucleotides. RefSeq names its product methyltransferase like 22 (gene METTL22). Gene Ontology annotation, molecular function: protein methyltransferase activity. Bases 1257 to 2438 code for a protein of 393 amino acids. Lineage: Eukaryota; Metazoa; Chordata; Aves; Accipitriformes; Accipitridae. Gene Ontology annotation, biological process: protein methylation. The transcript is spliced from 11 exons. Gene Ontology annotation, cellular component: nucleus. The record is from RefSeq and is a predicted model, not a curated record.
UUGGAAACCUGCCGGUGUUGGCAGGGCUGGGGGCCUGCCUGCGGGCAGGAGGCGGUGGGUCCUCGGGGAGGGGGGCUUUGGCCGCGGGCGGAACGCGAGGCUUCGGGCUCUGCCCUGACCGCGAAACGGCGCCCGGCCUUCCCCCAUAGCGCUGCCUUGGCUUGUCUCCUCCGCGGAUGGGGGCAAGGUGCGUUUUGUUGCUUUACGUCGCGUCUGGACGUAGCUUGUGCGCGUAUUUUUGCGGGCGAAGGGCAGGUUUGGAGGCCGGGUUAGGUUUUGCAACUGUUAAUAGAACUUCAGAACUACAGUUACGAAGGCUGCCUGGGUAACUUGAAGCAUUUUAAGCCUAUAUAUUUACGAUCUUGUUCAAGCACAAGCAGAUAAUAGAAAACUUAGCUUAAUCUUCCAAGAUGUUAAUGCCAACAUAGGAAACGGCAUCAGCGGUUUUUACGUAAGGAGUAUUAGGGGUGCUCAUAGCUGGUGAGACCUGGGUGUCUUUGUUAACUAAAUCAUUCACAUCAUGUUUGAUGAUUUGUGUGUGUGUUUGUGAUCUAAGCUUGUCAUCUCAGUUUUUGAGGACAUACAUUUUGCUUUCAGAUCUAUGGUUCAUCAGUGUUUCACAUACUUUUCACAAAAUGUCAAGUUUUGUAGAGCAUAGGGAAAUAAAUGUCCUCUUUAUUUUUCUGUUCAUAAGAAGUAAUUCAUUUGUUUGCGUCUUAGGACAAAGAGACAGCUCAGCCUUGGACAUUAAGUAAUGAGAAUGAUUUCAGGUGUUUAUAUUUUUUUCUGGGGAAGAGUAAUGAGCACCAAAGGCAGGAGACAUUAACUGCCUGAUUAGUGGAGGUGUAUAAAAGGAGCUGAAUUUUCUCCAGGAAGGGAAGAUAGUCCUUUUACAAAAUUUGGGGAACUAACCUAUGAUAAUACAUUCCGUAAUUGUGUCAGUUUCUGAGAAAAUUCAGAGAUUCCUAUGAAGAACAAGAUCCCUUAAAAUGGUGAAGUUGUGCGCCCAAGGCUUUGUGUUCCUUUGAAGACCUUGACUUGGCAUUGUUGAAUAUCCUGUUGCGCCUCUUGCUGUCUUAUUGGAGCACGGUGGAGCUUGCAUGACCACAUGUUGCCUGAGGUCUUCUCAGAAACUGUGUCAUGAGGUUAUCUUGCUGAGCAAAACUGUUACUUGAUGCCUGUUAAUAGAAGAGUAUCAAAUCGUUUUGUGACAGCACUUCAUAUGGGACUGUAGGUGUUCCUCUCACCAGCACAUCAUGGUAGAUGUAACAGAGAAGAAGAUGGAUAAUCCCACAUUUAAAAGUGACACUGUACUUUCUGAUGUUCACUUAUACUGUCCAAACAAAAGACAUCUCAUGGUACGACUGAAUGCAGUUGGACAACCAGUAUUCCUGUCAUAUUUCAAACUCCUUUGGAACACAGAAGAUUUGGUGUCUGAGAAACACAUGAGAGAAGCUACAACAGAAAGAGAACACCAGUACAGAAGUGGCAAUGAACUGUGUGACAAGGACAGGAAUAAUCUAAAAACAGAAAGAGAAUUAAAUAGUGAAGGAGUAGAAGCUCUGCUAGACGAUGAUGGAGACUUGGAAGUGGUCAGAAGACCUCGAAGUGCCUCUGAUUUAGAGGCAGAGGAUCUUUUGAGGGAUAGAGUGUAUCCUGUAGUUCUGAUGAAAGGGAAAGAAGAUGCUUUUGAAGAUGAACAGCAAGAAUGUACUUGCAGUGAUGUUGUUAAAAUAGAACAUACUAUGGCAACCCCCUUAGAAGAUGUCGGUAAACAAGUCUGGCGUGCAGCCUUUCUUCUUGCUGAUUACAUUCUGUUUAAACGGGACACAUUCAGGUGUUGCUCGGUGCUAGAGCUUGGAGGUGGCACUGGAAUUACAAGCAUUAUCAUGGGAACAAUUGCCAAGAGAGUUUAUUGCACAGAUGUUGGUGAAGAUCUUCUGGCCAUGUGUAAGCAAAAUGUUGUGUUAAACAAACACCUGAUGGAGCCAGGAGGAGGGGAAGUUAAAGUAAAGGAACUGGACUGGCUGAAAGAUGAAUUCUGCACUGAUCCUGAAGCUCCCUAUAGCUGGUCUGAAGAAGAGAUUGCUGAUUUGCAUAACCACUGUACUGUGAUAAUGGCAGCUGAUGUGUUCUAUGAUGAUGACCUGACAGAUGCCUUGUUCAGAAUGCUGUAUAGAAUCACACACAACUUGAGAAAUUCUUGCACAAUUUACCUAGCAUUAGAAAAGCGGCUGAACUUCACUUUGAGACAUAUGGAUGUUACAUGUGAAGCCUACAGUCAUUUUAGAAAUACUCUAAGUGAUUUGGAGAACCUCCAAGAUAGAAAAAUUAAAUAUACUGUGGAGCCCGUUAAGCUUGAUUUCUGCCAGUUUCUCGUUUAUGAACGAAUUGAGCAGUUGGAAUUGUGGAAGAUCAUUGCUGAACAGCUAACAUGACAGGGACAUGAGAAAAUAGAAGAUCUUUAUCUAAGGAUAAAAGCUUUUUUGUAUUAAAAAAGGAUUUUCAUCCCAAGAAAAGCAUUUUCCUGCUGGAACUGUGUUCUCAGAAAGUAUUGCUAUGCAGAUUUGCUUUACUUCAGUAAGUUUUGGGUUUGGCACUUAGGUUUCUUUGAUGUUUCUUUUACAAAACUGUUUAAUAUUGAUCUUCAGAGUACAUGCUGGGUGCCAAACAGUGGCAGUGACACAGUGACUUGCUCUUUGGGAUUCACGACUUAGGUUUUAGUCUGACAAAGAGGUAUUUAACCUUUUCCAUGUGUCUGAUUGGCAGAUGUCAUGCAUUUUCCUUUACAAUUUUCUGAACAUGGACACUGUUCUUGGUCUCAUCCCAGUUCCACAUUAUUUGUAUUUAUGGACAUUUGUGAAACAGUGUUCUGGGCAAGACCUGUUUGUCUUUCAUGGACUUUUCUUUAAGCAAUCUGUUUACGAAACUUAAUCCUUAAUUUUCAUUUUGUCCUAUCUAAAUUGUUCUAGUUUAGGGCUACUGUUGGAACUGAAAGGGAGACAAGAUGCAUUUUGUUUGAACCUCUAAAGGUUUUGGAGCUAUAUUGUCCUGCUGGAAUUAUAAGCUAUUCUGUCCUUGCCAGGUUGAGGGUGGGAAGGUACCAUGUGAAGUGAUAUGCUACUGCUCUUUAAAUGUUUGGAAUUCUGCCCUCAACGUAUACGUGUGAGGCUGGGGAGGAGGGGGUGACAAAGAAUGUCUUGCCCAUAUAAAUGGAGCCUUCAGUAUCUUAGCUUUUGGAUUAAAGUACAACAUAUUGAUCAAAUCUCUCCUGUGUUAUUAAUGAAACCAAAAAUCUGUUUGUACUUUCUAAAAUUUUAUGUGUACUGUUAUGUUUAUGUCACUUGCCAUAUGUACGCUGUCACGGAAGUUCUUGUGCCUGCUGGAUACUUUAGCAUUAUGAGAGUAUCGGUGAUGAAGCUGUUCCGGCCUGUGACUCGUGGGAGUCUGCAUACAUUAUAUUAGAAGCAUCUGUUUGACUUCUUGAAAGCCUGUUUUACAUUUGGUUUAAUUCAGUUGGUUUAGGUUAGUUAUUUCAUAACCUGCUUAGGUGUAUGAAGACAUAUUUUCUUCAUGUUCUUUAAUGAGAUGAAGGGUUAUUAGAUGAUGAUGGUCUUUUCUUGUGAGUAUAGUUAAAGCAAAAAUUUACAUUAUCUUAGCAUAUAUCUGCCUAGAUUAAUACAGAACUUCUCUCUCAGAACCCUCAUUUGAACUUCAAAGAUAUAAAACUGUAUUUUAAUCCAAAGAUUUCCAAACUAGUGUUCUUUUGUUUGUUUGUUUUGCAAUGCUAUUAACUUUGGUAGAUUAACUGAAAACAACUGGUUUUGAAUGUAGCUGCUUAUUUAAGUAGUAAUUUUUUGCUACAGUCUUCAAAAAAUUACUACUUAAAUAAGCAGCUACAUUCAAAACCAAUUGCUUUCAGUUAAUUUGAACUGAUGUGAGAUAGCAUGUGCAGUUAGAGAAGAUUUUUGUCUUGCACAGGACUUCCGAAAGUCUUUGGAAUUAUCAGCAGAAAGUCAUCUGGGUAGAGGGAUACUGUAGCUCUUUUAAAUGUAGAAAUCGGACAUUUUACCACAGCUGACUUAAAUUAACAUCUGAAAAAGAUUUUUAUACUUGUAUCUUUGGUUGAGUAAAUACAAACAUCAUGGCUGCUUGGGAAGCAAGCUGAAGUAGGAUUUCCUCCUAAGGAAACAAAGUUAAUCUUUCUGUUGAAGGGAAGCAACAGCUUUGAGGGUUCAGUGGCAGAGAUCUAAAGGCCAAAUUGCAAAUUUGGAUGUGACCCUUUUGACUGGUGAUAAGGAAUAGUCAAAAGCAGGCAACAAUUCUAAGACCACAAGAAUCACAAGAGUCUCACAAUGCCUUAGCUUUGCAGUCUUAAUGAGAGAUAAUAUAGCCUG